AAUCAAUGAACUACAACUACAACUGCUCCUUGUCGGUGCGGGUUUGCUCUUAACUCUUUCAUUCUAUCUGCGAUCCUCUCUCCCUCCCCCUUGGCACUUGUCAAGAAACAGAGAAUGAAGGUUAUUGAUAAGAUAAGGGCGGCAGCAGCAGCGGGAGAUUCAAAUGCCAAUGGAAAUGGAGGAGAUAGCUGCAGCAAUAACAAGGUUGUUUUCUCCUUCGAAUUCUUUCCUCCAAAGACCGAUGAUGGAGUGGACAACCUGUUCGAGAGAAUGGACAGGAUGGUCUCUCACAAUCCUUCCUUCUGUGACAUCACUUGGGGUGCUGGUGGGUCCACCGCAGAUCUGACCUUAGACAUCGCCAACAAGAUGCAGAACAUCAUCUGUGUCGAGACUAUGAUGCAUCUCACCUGCACCAACAUGCCCGUUGAGAAGAUCGAUCACGCCCUCGAAACCAUCAAAUCCAAUGGAAUCCAGAAUGUUCUUGCUCUUCGUGGUGAUCCUCCUCAUGGUCAGGAUAAAUUCGUCCAGAUCCAAGGCGGCCUCGCUUGCGCUCUCGACCUCGUCAAACAUAUCAGAUCCAAAUAUGGUGAUUACUUCGGCAUUACUGUCGCUGGCUAUCCAGAGGCACAUCCUGAUGUGAUUGGAAGUGAUGGAUUUGCUACGCUUGAGGAUUACCAUAAAGAUCUUGCUUAUUUGAAGCAGAAGGUGGAUGCUGGGGCUGAUCUAAUUGUUACUCAACUUUUUUAUGAUACUGAUAUUUUCUUGAAAUUUGUGAAUGACUGCCGCCAAAUCGGAAUCACUUGUCCCAUUGUCCCUGGUAUUAUGCCUAUUAAUAACUACAAGGGCUUUAUACGUAUGACUGGUUUUUGCAAAACCAAGGUACCAGCCGAGGUUACUGCGGCAUUGGAGCCUAUCAAGGAUAAUGAAGAAGCUGUCAGAGCCUAUGGGAUUCACCUUGGAACUGAAAUGUGCAAGAAGAUUUUAGCUCAUGGAAUCAAGACGUUGCAUCUCUAUACUCUGAACAUGGAGAAAUCUGCUUUAGCUAUAUUAAUGAAUCUUGGUUUGAUUGAAGAGUCCAAGAUUACAAGGCCAUUACCAUGGCGCCCCCCGACAAAUGUUUUCCGUGUAAAAGAAGAUGUCCGUCCGAUAUUUUGGGCUAAUCGUCCAAAGAGCUACCUAACGAGGACAAUAGGUUGGGACCAGUACCCUCACGGCCGAUGGGGUGAUUCUCGCAAUCCAUCCUAUGGUGCUUUAUCUGACUAUCAGUUUAUGCGACCCCGGGCACGUGGCAAGAAACUUCUUGAAGAGUGGGCUGCCCCCUUGAAAAGUGUUGAGGAUAUAUAUGAGAAAUUCAAGGUAUACUGCCUUGGGAAGUUGAAAAGUAGUCCCUGGUCGGAACUAGAUGGCCUUCAGCCAGAGACUAAAAUCAUUAAUGAACAGCUGGGCAAGAUCAACUUGAAGGGAUUCCUGACUAUCAAUAGUCAACCAGCUGUCAAUGGGGAAAAAUCCGAUUCUCCAUCUGUUGGUUGGGGUGGGCCAGGAGGUUAUGUAUAUCAGAAGGCUUAUCUAGAGUUUUUCUGCUCCAAGGACAAGCUGAAUGCUCUUGUUGACAAGUGCAAGUCUUUCCCUUUUGUAACUUACAUUGCUGUGAACAAAGGAGGGAGUUGGAUCUCUAAUGUUGCCCUGACUGAUGUGAAUGCUGUAACCUGGGGAGUCUUCCCCGCAAAGGAGAUUAUCCAACCAACUGUUGUGGAACCCACCAGCUUCAGUGUGUGGAAGGAUGAGGCAUUUGAAAUCUGGUCAAGAGGAUGGGCUUCCUUGUACCCAGAGGGUGACCCAUCCAGAACGCUACUUGAAGAGGUGCAGAGCAGCUACUUUUUGGUGAGCUUGGUAGAUAAUGAUUACAUCCAUGGGGACAUUUUUGCUGUCUUUGCGGAUUUAUGAUGCUAGGGGCCCCUUGCAGCCCCUGCAUUUGCUAAGAGUAUCCAAGUCCCCAAAAAAUGGUGCUUUAUCCUAAGUUGAAUCCCAGCUUUAAUCUUCUUAUGGCAUACAUUAUUUUUGAAAUUAUUUCCGUAUUGAAAUGUAAUAAUAAUUCAUUGGGAUCUUGCUACUCCCCUCUCCAUUAUAUGCUGCAAAUUUGUAUUUGGAGUGGCAACUAAUUCUAAGCUUAAAGAAAAUAUGAUUGCCUCUUUUUCUUGAACUUUUCAA
Messenger RNA from Populus euphratica (Euphrates poplar), 2208 nucleotides. Its product is annotated as methylenetetrahydrofolate reductase 2. Gene Ontology annotation, biological process: tetrahydrofolate interconversion. Gene Ontology annotation, molecular function: FAD binding; methylenetetrahydrofolate reductase [NAD(P)H] activity. NCBI's taxonomy places the organism in Eukaryota, Viridiplantae, Streptophyta, Magnoliopsida, Malpighiales, Salicaceae. The transcript is spliced from 11 exons. The record is from RefSeq and is a predicted model, not a curated record. Gene Ontology annotation, cellular component: cytosol. The coding region runs from base 115 to 1944 and encodes 609 amino acids.